AUGCCAAUUUUUGUAGGGGGAGCCACAUUCAAAGUGGCAAUAGUUGGGCCCUGGAAUUGUGACCCAUUAUUUUAUAAUGCCCAACCUGAACUAGCUGCAAGACUAGCAGUAAGCCGAAUCAAUAAAGACCCAUACUUGAAUCAAGGAUAUUGGUAUGACUAUAUUGUGCUAAGCGAGGACUGCCAGACAUCCCGGGCAUUAUCGACAUUUGUUAAUCUCGAGAGCUAUGCUGCUGGGUACGUGGGACCAAUUAACCCAGGAUAUUGCACUGCAGCAGGUCUCAUGGGAAAAAACUGGAACAAGCCAGUGGUCUCUUGGGCCUGUAUCAACAUGGACCUAGAAGAAGGGGGCUAUCCAACUUUCCUACGACCCCUUCCUCUUGCCUCCAAGGUUCUCUUUUCUGUUCUCAAGUACUUCCGAUGGGCACAUGCAGCUAUAGUAACAUCUGACCAGGACGUGUGGGUGGAGACGGGCCAUGAGCUUGCCAGCUCCUUACGGAGGCUUGGACUACCAGUCAGCGUUGUGGUCACCAUGGAGACUGACCAGCGAGGUGCUGAGGAUGCAUUAAAACGCAUUAAAAGGGCACACAAAGUAAGAGUGAUCAUCAUGUGCAUGCAUUCUGUCCUGUUGGGUGGUCAGGAACAGAAGAUCUUGUUGGAGAAAGCAGAGGAACUACGUAUGGCAGAUGGCACAUAUGUUUUUAUCCCUUUUGAUACCAUGUACUACAGUCUGCCCUACAAGAAAACACCCUUCCCUGUGCUGGCCAACAGCACAAAGCUUCAACAGGCCUAUGAUGCUGUGCUGACUAUCUCCAUUGAGUCCAAGAGCAAGAGUUUUUAUGAGGCCUUCCAAGAAGCCAAAGACUCCUAUGAGAUUCGCUCAGCCCUGCAACCAACACAGGUGUCUCCGUUAUUUGGCACAAUCUACAAUUCCAUCUAUUUCUUGGCCAUGGCAGUAGAACGCAGCCGGAGGAAUAACCGGUGGGUGACAGGCACAUCCGUGUCACAAAAUACCAGAAACAUUGAGUUUGAAGGUUUUAAUCAGCCGCUGUGGUCCAAUCGUCAUGGGGAGCUGCUUGCCAACUAUGUGGUGCUAGAUAGCGACGGGUCAAGCGGUUUUCUUAGGGCUACACAUACAGUGGACAUGGCUAACGGCAUGCUGAAAUAUAUGGGAAACUCCAUCCAUUUCCCUCAGGGUUCUAGCCCAGGAACAGAUUCUGGCUGUUGGUUUGACUCAAGCACUAUCUGCACUGGAGGUGUGGAUCCCUCCUUCAUUCUACUCAUAUUCAUCUUGAUAUGUGGACUAGCUCUUGGUGGAGGUGCCUUGGCUUACUUUUUAAGGCGGAGAAUCCAACAGGUGCAGAUGAUGAAGGGGCCAAAUAAACUGCUUCUCACCAUGGAAGACCUGGCUUUUAUUAAUGUACAUCUUAGCAAGAAGAAAACCAAUGAUGACAGUACUAUUGGACGAAGUGUAUCUGACGUCAAGAGCACCAGAACACCACGCCAUUCGGUGUCAGGAAGGAGCCUUGCUGCCACUCCAGAGAACUCCAACGUUGCCAUCUAUGAGGGGGACUGGGUGUGGCUAAAGAAAUUUCCAGAUGGAGGGAAACACAUGGAAAUCAAACCUGCAACAAAGACCAUCUUCUGCAAGCUCAGAGACAUGCGCCAUGAGAAUGUCAACCUGUUCCUUGGUUUUUUCCACGACUGUGGCGUGUUUGCUAUUGUCACAGAGCACUGCUCUAGAGGCAGUCUGGAAGAUCUUAUCAGAAACAGCGACAUGAAGCUGGACUGGAUGUUUAAAUCGUCUCUCCUACUUGAUCUCAUCAAGGCAAUGAAGUAUCUGCACCAUCGUGAGCUGAUUCAUGGCCGAUUGAAGUCCCGCAACUGCGUGGUGGAUGGCCGCUUUGUCCUGAAAGUUACUGAUUAUGGAUAUAAUGAAAUCCUUGAAUGCCAGAAGUUGCCUCAUUUAGAGCCAAGUCCUGAAGACCAGUUCUGGACUGCACCAGAGCUGCUGAGAGACUCAAACCUGGAACGGAAAGGUACUUUUAGAGGCGACGUUUACAGCUUUUCCAUCAUAAUGCAAGAAGUGAUCUGCAGAAACUCCCCAUACUGCAUGACUGAUAUGCCCAGUGAUGAGAUUAUUAAAAGAGUCCGGAAGCCUCCUCCGCUUUGUCGACCAUCCGUUUCAGUUGACCAAGCUCCAAUGGAGUGCAUCCAGAUCAUGAAACAAUGCUGGAGUGAACAACCAGAACGGCGGCCAACAUUUGACCAAAUUUUUGACCAGUUUAAGAAUAUUAACAAAGGGAAGAAGACAAACAUCAUAGACUCCAUGUUGAGAAUGCUGGAGCAGUACUCAAGUAACCUGGAGGAUUUGAUAAGAGAGCGAACUGAAGAGCUGGAAAUUGAGAAACAGAAGACUGACAAGCUUCUCACGCAGAUGUUGCCACCUUCUGUGGCUGAGGCUUUAAAAACAGGAGCCCCAGUUGAGCCUGAGUACUUUGAUGAGGUCACGAUAUACUUCAGUGAUAUUGUGGGUUUCACCACAAUCUCAGCUAUCAGUGAACCCAUUGAGGUGGUUGAUCUUCUCAAUGACCUCUACACUCUGUUUGAUGCCAUCAUUGGGUCGCACGAUGUAUACAAGGUAGAAACAAUAGGAGAUGCUUACAUGGUGGCAUCAGGUCUGCCCAAAAAGAAUGGUAAUCGGCAUGCAGCUGAGAUUUCAAACAUGUCCUUAGAUAUUCUCAGUUGUAUCGGCGCCUUCAAGAUGAGACACAUGCCAGAAAUCAAAGUCAAGAUCCGAAUAGGUCUGCAUUCAGGACCCUGCGUGGCAGGAGUGGUUGGACUCACGAUGCCCCGCUAUUGUCUCUUUGGGGACACUGUCAAUACAGCCUCUAGGAUGGAAUCCACAGGGUUGCCUUACAGAAUCCACGUGAAUCAAACAACAGUCAAUAUUUUACAUAGCCUGAAAAUGGGGUAUAAAUUAGAUGUGAGAGGAAAGACUGAACUAAAGGGCAAAGGAAUUGAGGAUACAUAUUGGCUUGUCGGGAGAGAAGGAUUUACAAAACCUCUUCCUACUCCACCAGAUAUAGUGCCAGGGGCAAGUAAUCAUGGAAUCAGUUUAGAGGAGAUUCCAGAUGACAGGAGAAAAAAACUAAUUGAGCGGGAGCAGAGGAUGAAAAAGUAAAAUAAAAAGAUGUUCAAAGAUGGCAAGAUGUAGCAGCAUCUCCUGCAGGACUAUCAUUUGUAAAAACUAUGAAGUGGA
Molecule: messenger RNA, 3261 nt
Organism: Polypterus senegalus (gray bichir)
Lineage: Eukaryota; Metazoa; Chordata; Cladistia; Polypteriformes; Polypteridae
Product: retinal guanylyl cyclase 2-like
Exons: 19
Coding region: 1-3183 (1060 amino acids)
Biological process (GO): cGMP biosynthetic process; protein phosphorylation; receptor guanylyl cyclase signaling pathway
Molecular function (GO): ATP binding; guanylate cyclase activity; protein kinase activity
Source: RefSeq, a predicted model, not a curated record